Messenger RNA from Danio aesculapii, 2312 nucleotides. RefSeq names its product post-GPI attachment to proteins phospholipase 3 (gene pgap3). The record is from RefSeq and is a predicted model, not a curated record. Lineage: Eukaryota; Metazoa; Chordata; Actinopteri; Cypriniformes; Danionidae. The transcript is spliced from 8 exons. The coding region runs from base 223 to 1185 and encodes 320 amino acids. Gene Ontology annotation, biological process: GPI anchor biosynthetic process. Gene Ontology annotation, cellular component: endoplasmic reticulum membrane. Gene Ontology annotation, molecular function: hydrolase activity, acting on ester bonds.
UUUCCCCGUUGAAAUGUAACGUUUCUCUUGUGAUGCGCGUAUGAAACUUGUUGCCGCACAGCGAAUAAAGGGUGCUUUGAUACAUUUAAUUGUUUACAGGCAGCAGUCAGAGCGGCGGUGACUAGCUACUGUCAUGCUCGGUCGACGGGACGCUCGUUAGACCCACUGUAAUGGCCUGAUGUUGCGCUGUUGUGCCUUGUGAGCGGCCGGACUGACAGCAGCAUGACCCGCCUGAUGUUUCUCGCGGCCGCGGUGUUCCUCCUGUCCGCUCCGGCCAGCGCCUCUCAGGGGGACAAAGAGCCGGUCUACCGGGACUGCGUCAAACACUGCGUCCGGACGAAUUGCACAGGGGCCCGGCUGCGCGGUUUCCAGUCCACUCAACCUCCAUACAUGGCGCUCACAGGCUGGACGUGUCGUGAUGACUGCAGAUAUCAGUGCAUGUGGACCACCGUGGGCCUUUACCAGGCAGAAGGCUACAGCAUCCCACAGUUUCACGGGAAGUGGCCGUUUGCCCGUUUCCUGUGUUUUGAAGAGCCUGCAUCGGCACUAGCGUCUCUGCUAAAUGGUUUAGCAUGUCUGCUAAUGCUGCUGAGGUACCGCAGCGCAGUCCCUCGCCAGAGCCCCAUGUAUCACACCAUCACCGCCUUCUCACUGGUUUCCCUAAAUGCAUGGUUCUGGUCUACUGUAUUCCACACAAGAGACACCUAUCUAACAGAGAAGAUGGACUACUUCUGUGCGUCAGCUGUCAUUCUCUACUCCAUCUACUUGUGCUGUGUCAGGACGUUGGGCUUGCGCAGACCUGCAAUUUCCAGCAUGGUGGGAGUUCUGCUCAUUCUGGCCUUCACAUCUCAUGUGUCUUAUCUGACCUUUGUCAGUUUUGACUAUGGGUACAACAUGGCUGCCAAUGCCUCCAUAGGCAUGAUAAACUUGCUGUGGUGGCUGUGUUGGUGUUGGCUGAAUCGGAGGAUCUUGCCGUACUGGUGGAAGUGUGUGAUGGUGGUGCUCUUACUGCAUGGACUUGCCCUGCUGGAGCUGCUGGAUUUCCCUCCGCUCUUCUGGGUUCUGGAUGCUCAUGCUGUCUGGCAUCUCAGCACUGUGCCUGUCCACUUCCUCUUCUACAGUUUUCUGAUAGACGACAGCCUUCACCUCCUGAACACAGAGAAGCCUGGAGUGAAACUGGACUAGGAGGAAUCAGUCUCAGAACCACAACCCCUCCUAUGAAAUCCUUCCCAUCAGGGCAAGUGCACGCCGGACUGAGCCAGGCCUCAUCGCAGUGGCUUUUCCGGCACAUGUCCUGGGGCUCAACUUUCCAAUUUCACCAUUUUCUUGUGUUUACAUUUACUUUUUACCAUAUUUUAAAAGCAUAUUUUAUAAUUUAAUUUAAUUUUUGCGUUGUACUGGUCGUCAUUUGGUCCGGUUUUGAAGAUGUGCCACUUUACUAUAGUCGAAACCUGAUUGAUAUUUGCAUUCACUGAGCUUUGCCUUCGAUUGAAAAGAAAAUUAGCCUUUCUGAACCACUUUAUCAACACUGCACACUUUUAAGAAGGUGCACGGUCAUUGCUGACAAUUACCUUUGCAUAUCUCCAAUUCAUAUCCGUCUACAUUUGUUCUGCGUGACUUAAUAGCCCUGAAGUGAAUAUUAUUCUGAGAUUAGAUCGAUUUUUACUUUAAUAACAUGCAUUUGUUUUGUGUGCUGAACUCAGGAGGGGUUAUGAGUGAGCAGUGUGUGCUCUGUUUCUGAGACGCGUGACGGUUUUACAAUAUGGUGCAAUAUCAUGAGUGACCAGCAGACGGCGACAGUGAUCAUUAGAUUUUACACUGUUUACUGUUCUCUGAUCUCCCAGCACUGACUCGUGAGUGAUCGAUUGGGCAUUUUGUUGAUGUGCAUAUCAAGUUACCCAUCAUUUUUAUUGUUUACCUUUUAACCAUUUUUAACUUUUAACCAACUUUAAUCACUGGAGAUUUGAAGGAAUAGUUCAUACAUAAUGGCAAUGGUCUUAAAGUAUAUAUUUUUAGUGGCACACAUAACCUAAACACAAUCCCAAGUAAAAUUACUCUUGCAUCAUGCUUUACACACUGCUCAAAAUGUACUAUGGUUUAUUAAUUAAUCUUGGGUAUUCUUGGGUACAAUACUAAUCCAUUAGAGGCAUUGAUUGGACAAACAUGACUAAUUGUACAAUAUGGCUCUAAUAUUGCAUAUCCUCAUAUUUUACACACUGAAAAAUGAUUCAUUGAAUUAACUUUUUUUUAGGGUAAGUGAUUGUAAACAAUUGGGCUGAAUUUAAACAAUUCAAUUUUAAACUGAAAUUCAU